Drosophila melanogaster (fruit fly) is the source of this 6696-nucleotide messenger RNA. RefSeq lists its product as uncharacterized. Gene Ontology annotation, cellular component: anaphase-promoting complex. Bases 77 to 1132 code for a protein of 351 amino acids. The transcript has 2 exons. The record is from RefSeq and is marked reviewed. NCBI's taxonomy places the organism in Eukaryota, Metazoa, Arthropoda, Insecta, Diptera, Drosophilidae.
UAGUUAGCACACCACUAGGCGAAGCGCGCCGGCAAAUAAAAUUGUUUUCAUAGCCUUUCCAAACAAAUCCGGAACAAUGGCGAUGCAGAAGUUCUUCAGCGUGCUGCUGCCGGAUGUGAAGCGGGAGCUGCGCCGCGGGAUCAUCGAGUGCUCCAAGCGGGGCCUCCUGCACAGCACCAAGUGGCUGGCGGAAAUGCAUCACGGACUGGCCGAUGUGCACAUAGACAAUGAGGCGCCUGAUGAGGAUCGCACAUUCAGCGAGUGUCAGCUGGAGGGGAUUGCGCCGGAGGAGUACAGCGACUACUUCCUGGCCAAGAGCUACUACGACGUGAGGGAGUACGACAGGGCGGCGCAUGCGGUCAGGAACUGCGAGUCCAGUGUUCCGCGCUUCCUGCACUUCUAUUCCAGCUACAUGGCCAGGGAAAAGCGGCGACUGGACUCGACCACGGACCAGGCGAAUCUGCACGAACCGAAUCAGAUGCGCGAUCUCGCCGACCUGCUGGCUACGUUGCGCAUGGAAUACGGCAAAAGUCGGCUCGAUGGCUACGGAAUAUACUUAUACGGAGUAGUCCUGAAAGCACUGAAUCUCAACCAGGCCGCCGAGCAAAUGCUGGUCCAGGCCAUCAGACUGGUACCCAUGCUGUGGAGCGCCUAUCUGGAGCUCUCGCCCCUCAUCAUGGAGAAGAAGAAACUGCUGAGCCUGCAGCUGGGUGGUCACUGGAUGCGGCACUUCUUCAUGGCGCACACUUACCUGGAGCUGUACCUCAACGACGACGGCCUGAAGAUCUACGAGGACCUGCAGGCAUCGGGUUUCAGCAAGAGCAUCUACUUGAUUGCCCAGAUGGCUCUGGUCUAUCACAAUAAGCGGGAUGUGGACAAGGCGAUUGAGCUGUACCAGGCGCUUCUCGAGAGCGCUUCUCCCUACCGCCUGGACAAUGUGGACACCUAUUCCAAUCUGCUGUUCGUCAAGGAGAUGAAAACCGAAAUGGCACAGUUGGCCCACAAGGCUGUCAGCAUCAACAAGUACCGCCCGGAGACGUGUUGUGUAAUAGGCAACUACUACAGUAUCCGCUGUGAUCACCAGGUGGCCAUUUCCUACUUUCAACGCGCCCUGAAACUGAAUCCCAAGUAGCAUUAGCUAAAUUCAAUCGCAUCAUAGACUCCACUUUGGAGCGACCACCAGUGGCCGUAGACUACUCCGGACUGCCCCAGCUGAGCAGUGCCACACUGCAGCAGCGCUUCAACCUGGCCUAUCCGGAGUUGGUGAACCAACAGCAGCAGCAGCAGCAGCAGUUGCAGCUGCAACAGCACCACCAGCAACAUGAUGCGACCAAGCAGAUCAGCAGCCUCCAGGGGAACCCCCGAUUGGAUCGUGGAACGGACGCCGUUGCCAGCACUCCAUUAACACUUCAAGCACCCAGAACUCCAGCAACGGCGACGGAGGAGCAACUUGAUUCGGGGCAUCCCCAUGACGACGCAGACGUCGUCGACCACGAUGAUCAUCCCCACCACGACGAGGAUAAUCAAACGAAACGAAAUGAUGUGCAUUAUUUGUUGAAACAGUUGAAUAGUUUUAGUGAUAUAGAAGAAAUAGAAAUUGUUGAUAUGAAGCAAAGAGGUCAGCGGCCGCCGAUGGCGUCCAGUUCGUUGGCCACCAUGAUGCCGCCGCCCUCGCCAGCACCGCCGGCAUCGCCAUCCACGCAGUCACAUCGACUGGGUCCGCGGUUCGCCUCCUCCGGCGACAGUUCGCUGGUCCUGCCGCAGCACCAGUUCGACGACUAUCUGUUCGAGUCCUGCCACUACCUGGAGACAAACUACUUUGCCGCCACAUACCGCACUGCCAUGGUCGAGAGCAGCUCGCACGAGUUCCGGCCCUCGACCAACAGCAGCUCGAACAGCUUCGAGCUGCACGAGAUGGAGCCGCCCAGUGUCAUCUGCAAGGCGGGCGUGCCGCCUCCACUGGUUUCCAGUCACCCUGGUCAUCCUGGUCAUCCUGAUCAUCCGCCGCCGCGGUACCAAUUCGAGUACCAGGCGGAGACCCGGCUGACCACCAGUGGGGUGCAGACGGAGCUCACCGUCGAAUCGCUGGCCAAGAUGAGCAACUGCAGCGGGAGCAGCUCUUCCUCGUCGGCGACGAGGGCUCCUCCCUUCUUCCGGUGCUGCUACACGCCCAUCGAUCGCUGGCGGGAGAGGAGGCAGCAGCAGAAGAGCUCCUCCGCCUCCUCGUCCGCCGCACAGCCGCCCAAGAACGUCUGACACUGGGCGUGGCAGUCCACUUGGAGACCCAACAUGUGCCUGGCUAACUUAGAUCAGGGAUGCAAGCCAAGGGGAAUCGGGAUGUUUUCGGAAUUCACAAUCAUGGUUCGAUUUAGUGGGUCAUGUGAAAGUUCUCUACUUGAAAGUGAAGAAGAUAUCAAAAGCUUGUGGGGAUUGGAAUUCAUAUCCACAAAACAGCUUUCCAAAAUGAUUUCAAGUUCCAAAUACUUCCCUCAAAACUUUUGUAUCUAAAAAAUAAUUCUACAUUUUCCGAACCACUAGCCUUACGAAAUAUGGAUAUGAUAUAAUCACGAGCGGCUUGCAUCCCUGUUAUAUUUUGGUCGCUGUUCUCAUUUGCGAUAUCAACAAGAGAUUCCAUUUCGAUCGACAGUCGAUACACGAGUCAUGAAUCAUUCAUCACGAAUCCCUAUCAUUCGGUGAAAGUUCAUAAUGUACAAUUUAUAUAUGCUAAAACGUAAACCAGAAAUGUUAGUAAACAAUUUUUAUACACACAUCACAGCCACACACAGACAGUCGCACAUUUUUGCAAUACACCAAAGUAAAUGAUUUGGAAGUUUGUAUAAUUACCUAAGAGUUGUUACAUGCUCAGCAGAAAACCAGGAUAGCCACAACUACUGAUUCCCAUUAAACUUCACUGGCUUUCCCUCCCAGCAAUCCAGCAUCCCAGCAUUUCCCCCCUGAGCUAGCCAGGUUUUCCGCUGGGCAUCUACCUGAGCUGAACCCAACUUAGGCCUAAUGUUGUAUUCGAAAUACGAAGAUAUUGUUAAAAAUGAUUGAUGGCAAGAGGGGGCGAUAGGGGAGGCGAGAGCUUGUAUAGUAAGUUGAUAAUUAAAUAGCAUUAUGGAGAAUUGUAGAAUCACGUUGAAGGUGGCCAGAUCAGCAGGACGAGGGCACUUUUGUUUUAAGCCUAUAGUCUACAGACUGUAGAUUCUAAACUCUAGAUUCCGAUUCUCUCGGCUAACCAAGUCCAAGGCAACUUGGGCAGAUAUCAGCGAGCGCCUGGGGAAACCGAAGGGGAAACGGACACAAAGCAAUUGUUACAUCAAUUAGACACUAUAUUCUGUUGACCUAUCGUUUAACUCGAUUAUUGUUUCGGAAGAUACGCAUUUAAGGAAUUGUUGUUAGAGCACAAGAGAUACAGAUACAGAUACAGAUACAGAUACUGGCUAUGCGAGCAAACCGAAUAGGACACAAUUCAACUCUAAGCCAACCAAGAGCAAUAUUAGUUCUAAAAUCAGUUCGGAUUCGUCAAUUCUGUUGAUAGCAUAUGCAAGUAACUAGCAUAACUAACAUACAUCAAAUAUAUCACUACCUUGAAUAAGCCUUGAGAUCACGCUUCGGUUUUUCGCAAAAUAAAUAUACAUAUAUGAACAAUGUAUGCGCAUUGGAACACCUCUACUGAGUACUGGAGUUUAUUUCACCAAAAAUUUCCGCUGCUGCUCAAUCGAUCAAAGGAACUGAGACUCACUCUGGUUUCAGGAUCUUCGGCUGAGUUCUUCCAACUGCGAUCUGAGAAAGUAGCAAAAUCAGAAAUCCGAGGGGAAACAAACAUCACGACAACUGAAAUGAAAACCAAACAAAUGCCUUUAACCUGCCCACUCCUCUUACACUGAAAACAAAAAACAAACAAACAAAAAACACAAUACGAAAGUAGCCCAAGAAUGGUGGUAACCAAUGUUGGUCGAUAAUGCGCUGAGCGAAACGCAAAUCCCUGUAAAUCACGAGCGAAGCGAACUAAUUUAUUUAAAAUAUACAUAUAUAUAUAUAUAUCAACACGUUGAUUAUGUUAAUCAUUACGAACGACAUAACAAAUAAGUUGUUAUCAAGCAAGGAAGUGGGAUAAAUGGGGCAGAAAAUAACGUUAGAGUAACUACCUAUUGUUGUAUGGUUUGUUUUAUUCGAAGCGCACGAAAUGUAAUAAACAUUUAAGUAAUCGCUAGAAAAAAAAAAACAAGAAAAAAGAAAUGGAAAUGGAAAAGGAAAAGGGGAGGGGUGGGGAAAUGGAAAGGAGAGGAGAGUAAUAAACCCUUAGCUAAAGUGAAAUUUUUGUAAACUUUUUGAUAUGUGAUGAUGAUUUGGAUAAAUUAGAGCCACAGAGCAAAGAAUUAUUACCUUAACCUAGUCGUAGAUAUUUAAUCUAAUUCAAAUGAGUAGCGCAAAUGCCAGCGGGCAAACCCGAAGGGAACUAGCUGAAUUCUAGGCAGGAUUAGCAUUUGGCCAGUUGUUAUGCAAUAAUCGUAGUCUCGGCCAGCCGAAGCACCAAUCCAGGGCUCCUUCCGGCAUCGGGAUCAUCCAGAUAAGAUCUACCCAUCUACCUACGUAUCAAUCUAUGUGGAUCCCAUCCGAUACGAUGCAGAGGAGGGAACUGUUAUUAGCAAUACUGAAUAUCCGUGGCAAUUCAAUUGUGUAAUUGUAUUAGACGAGGCAUUGAUAAAUCGUAGGAGCGUUUAACUAGUUAAACGAACCGAAGCGCAAAUGAGAUAGGAACUCAAAGCGAUCCGAUCAGAAAUGAAAUGAAAUUACUAAGUGUAACUAAGCGAGUAAGUAGAAAAUAUUCAAUUGUAAAUAGGACUCAUUUCCAGUCGUCUCUUGGUUUGUCGAUUGACUUCGAUUUCGAUAGAAAAUUAUGCGUUAGCCAUGAUGGGGAAGAUGAUGUGCGGAUAUACAUAUGCGGAGUACAUAUGUAGGUAUGGAUGAUAUACAUAUGUAUGUAUGUAUGUAUUACCGGACACGAGUAAUCACACACGAAAAAGCUUUAAUUAAUUUAAUUACCGGAAAGGAAACCAAGUGAACGUACUUGUUGCAGCAACAACAAGCUAUGUAUUUACAAUACUCAUUUUUGAUAUCAUUCCCAUUGGUAACGUACGGAUUCCAUUGUAGAUACCUAUUGAGCAGCCAGUAAUUAAUUAACUAGUCCGCUAAGUCGUCAAUGUCGCCUAAUAUAUUGCAUCAGAAAAUACAAUAACAGAGCAUUUUAGCUGUAAACCAAUCCAGAGAGACAACUAAAAAAAACCAAAAAAAAAAAAAAACAAACAAACAAACAGACCUGGAACACCCGAAAUCCACUUAAGACAAGUAGACACACACACACACACACACACACAUAUACAUUCGACACACUAAGCUUUUAUAAACUAUUUAACAAGAAUAUAUAUAUAUAUAUAUACUAUGGAAAAUAAUAAUCCUGCCAAGUAACAUUCGAAUACCUGCUUGAAGAAGAUACACCCGCUUUUGCUAAGAAACCAAAAAUUAAAAAAAAGAAACAAAACGAAAAAAAGUUAAGAAAUAAAACCAAGAUUUAAUAACGAGGACGAGAUGUGCAAUGAAACCAAAAAUAGAGACAGAUCUAGAAGAGAUACUAUGGCUAAAUACGAUUUUUAUACUUUCGAUAAAAUGAUUUUUUAUACUAAACGUAAAAGCUCUUUGGAACACGGACGUGGCGAUUUCAGAAUCACUUUGAUUUGGGUCAGGAGAUAAAGGUCAUAUUAUAGUUAUUAUACAAAGAUAUAGUAUCCGUACAUUAUACAUAUGUGUAAAACCCUAACUGCAACUAUGGAACGACAGCACAAAUUUUGUUGAACGCGGGGUGGAGAGCGCCCCGAAAAAGCUGACAAGUGGAAAACAAAAAUCAAAUACUGACUAAAGCAGAAAAAUCGUUUUUAAGUCCAAUUCUCAACACACACACACACACACCCAUACACACUCACGCAGCAACAUGAAAUCAAAUAUAUACUAAAUAUAUAAACAUUUAUGUAUAUAUUUAGCAGACGAGUAAAUAAACCACACCCGCGCACAAAUCGCUUACAUAAACGAAUUACGAAUUAACUAUGCUUUGUAAGCCCAAAUAGGGUCAAAACCCAAAUUCACGACCCGCAGCCAGCGAGGAUCUCUAGCGGAAAUGUCCACAAUCUUAGCCAGCGACAGCGAUUUUUGUAUGAGCAAAGAACUAAAAUUUGUAAAUAUACAUAUAUGUAUUUCUUGAUUUUAUCGAAAGGAAAAAGCGACACACUGAGAUCAUUCGAGUCCUUAUAGUUUUUAGUUUUAUCCUAAUUGCAACCGAAACUCUUUUCUAUCUAUAUCUAGCCAGAUAUCGGAGUACAUAAGCGAGAGCAUACUUUAAAUGGAAAAUUAUAGCAAGAGUAAUGAACAAUGUCAACUACAAUAAAUUAGCAAAAUGAAGGCGGGCGGGCGGAAGUGAAGGAAAGGGAAUGAAAUUAAAUAUUAGUGCAAUAAUUAACAAAUUAUUCGGUAAAAUUAAAAUGGAAUACAUCUAAGUAAACGCUUUGUAAAAUACAUAUAAACAAUUUAUUAAAUGGAAAACGGAAAAUGGAAAACAAUAAAAGCGAAUAAAACCCAAGAGGAAAAUGAAACACUAUUGAGUAAUUAAUAAAAGCAUUGACAUUGACAUUGACACACGUG